Molecule: messenger RNA, 3439 nt
Organism: Lytechinus variegatus (green sea urchin)
Lineage: Eukaryota; Metazoa; Echinodermata; Echinoidea; Temnopleuroida; Toxopneustidae
Exons: 10
Coding region: 115-3348 (1077 amino acids)
Biological process (GO): regulation of mitotic spindle organization; regulation of mitotic nuclear division; activation of protein kinase activity
Cellular component (GO): nucleus; cytoplasm
Molecular function (GO): protein kinase binding
Source: RefSeq, a predicted model, not a curated record
AGAAAUCCAUAGAUGCGAGCUGCCUUCAACUUCAAGUCAAACGCGGUUCUUUGUGCGACGUUGACGUCUACUCUUCAGAUUCAUUCCUGACCUGUUCAUUGAUCCUCCAUCACCAUGGCAGAGGAGGAGGAGGGGCAUCUGUCGAUGACAUCAUCAAUGACAUCAUCAGCAAACUUGACUGUGAAUCCAUUUGAUACAGCUAGUCUGGACAGCAUGCAUCUACCUGCAUUCAGCCCAUCUGUAUUCAAGUCUAGUCAGGACACGCCCUGUAGCAAGAAGAAGAGUGGCUUUCGGUGGUCUAUCGAUCAGAUGUCUCUGCUCUUCCCAGCUGAUAUAGACGAGUUACCCCAACAACAGGAUGCAUCAUUCAUCCCAAAAGAGAAAGAAGAACAGGUCCAACAAGCAAUUAAUCAGUUCUUCUCGCAGAAAGUAGUUGUCCCGUCACCCUGGUCAGAAUCCAAGCCAAUGAAACAGGUCACGUUCUCACCCAAACCACCAACUGUUAGCAUUUUAAGUGAGCACUCAGCGGAUAAUUCCAUUUGUUCAUCAACGAAUGGAUCCUUCCUUGGAAGUGUGUCGGGAAAGGUUGAUGUGAGCUGUCAGACGGCCAUUACUCUUCCACUCAAUUUUGAUUUGGAAGCUUUUCUUGGAAAGGGUCGCUUCAUGUACACCAAAUCCAGCGUGGAAUCGUUCCCCGUCGCUCCCCUGAGACGCAAACUCUUCACACAGAGUGAGUCCAGCUCCAAUGGAGUGCCCUCGGCCAGCCCUCUAUCGGCGAGUAGCAGGGAGAGCGGACCAUUCUCCCCCUCCAUCUCACCAAUCAAGUCCAGUCAGGAGUGCAGCCCGACAGACUAUGGACGUAUGCCAAAGACCCCUAAUUCAGUUGAGAGCCAGUUUUCGUCUAGUCCAAUAGCUCGUUACAGGACCACCCCAAUUAGACCAGUCCCUCAUGUACAACUCCAAGCAUCACCCCUGUGUGGGAAAAUGGAUUCUCCUUUGAUGUCGCCAAUAAGAGAAGCUCCACACAGUAAAGGUCUACCACCAAGUCCUAUUAUUGCACCCAGCCCCGUGGAGUCUCUCAGUAAUGGUGACCAUAUCUCACCCUUAAUUAUCAAGGGCAACUCACUCUACCAAUCCACAAAGCCUUCCGAUAACAUGAUGGAAACCAGUCUCUCCAAACCUGAUAUUCUUGAAUUCAGACCCCACAUGGCUGAGGUAGGAGGAGAUGAGAAUAUAGGGAUGGAGGGAAGGAGAGACUUCUCACAAGAGUUUAGCGGAACGGACGGGAAUAGAAGAGAAGGGGACGGACCGAUUGACCUAAGGAAUGAGCCUCCUCACAAGGGGAUCGACGAAUUUGUUGAUAGGACCGACAGAGAGGAAGAAUUCGCUCACGGAUCGAUAGAAGAAUUUGAUGAGCACGAUGGAGGCGGAGGAGGGGAUGGAGAUGCGAUGGAGAGAAGGAAGGAUUUCACGCUUGGCUUGACCAGAGAGUUGAGCCCCAUACAGAGGAUUGGUGACCAUAUCUCAAUGCUAAAUGAACCAGGUUGUUCAUCAAGACUACAUGGUACUCAAGAAGAAAGCAGUAUGGAUACCAGUCUCAUGAGUAACAGGGGUCACAUUCAAGAGGAUAUUCAUGCUAGCAGUCCACCGAGGCAGAACAUACCAUGUGACUUCUCGCUGGAAGCCAGUACUGCCAUCAGCCCUAUACCAAAGACUGGUGAUCUACCAAUCUCCCCUGUCAGGACCGAAGAAGGCGUAUCCAAAGACAGGGUCAAUGCCCAGUCUUUCAGAUCCAAGGCACGACACAAGAUGGUCUCCUUCCACAUCGGGACAGAAUUCAGCCCUAUAAGGUAUCCGGAAAGCGGUGGUGAUCCUUUCUCGGGGCAAGGCAUGCCAAUCACGUCGUCACGAGUGCACGAUAGCAACGCGGAACUGUUGAUGGAAACCAGUCUGUUUUCCCUGGAUGGACGAGAAGAGGUUGCGGGUGAUCGGCCAGAGAGAGUGGAGAAUCUUGAAAACGAUGCGUGUAGUAAGGUGACAAAGUUCUUGCGGACUGGUCCUCAAGAAGAUGCUACAGGGUUAGAAUCGGUGGAUGAUGUAUCAGCAGCGGGGACCGGUGAUGUUCCGCAGGGAGAAAAACAUUUUGAGUCAGGUUGUGAAGAGCUUAGGGAAAACCUUAUCAAAGUUUCUAAAUAUGGUGGAACAAAAAAUGAUGGUUCGGACUGCAAGGACGAUUUCGCUUCUUUUGCUGAAGAUAUCGCCUCCCAUUAUCCUGCAAAGCCAAAGAUGUUUGUGAGAACUUCAAGUGCUCUGGAUGGUGCUGUGUCCAACUCCAGCAGGUCGACCGAGUCAUGUGAUCAGUCCAGUGCAUCCUGGGUUGGGAAAGCCUGUUCCUCGUCUCUGAAGCAUGGGAUGCGUUCAGGAGAACAAUCAUAUCCAUUCCAGAGCCCCACGGUACCAGCAACGUGUCUGACAUCGACCAUGCGAUACGGCACGCUAUCUUUCAAUCCACCGUUUGGACUUCCUGUCAAGGGUGAUCAAAGUGCCAUCUCAGCAAUGGACCUUAGUUCUGUAUCCUUGAUAGCAAAUGCAUCUCCCAAAAAGGAUACCACAGAAACGUGCAAAGGUGGGCAAUUCAAACAAGAGUCUUCCAAAAACCUGAGGUUUGAUGAAGUGCAAUUCUUUGACAGGGUUGAGGAUUGUUGGAUGCAGACGUCUUUUACAAAGAAGUCCGCCCCAAGCUGUAUGACAACAAGCCGGAGCUAUGACUCUUUGAGGAAGUAUGCAGAGGAGAGAGAAAACACAGAUGUCCAGGAAGAUUGGCUAAUGCUGUCUUUAUCCGAGGCAGAUCUUCAGAGCCAUAGAAGGGACUCUGUCGGAACACUUUCAUCAAGCUUGCUCCAUCAUUGUGAAGAUAGGGAACAUUGUCCUACCAUGCCACAAGCUCACAUCUCCCAUCCCGUCUUUCAAAGAAGUACCUCAGAUCCGCUUCCGUACCAAGAGGCUGACAUGCAGGAAGGGCCUAUCUCAUUGGACCUUCCACAUAGUCAUCCUGCCCAGGAUAAUCCUGCAAAAACUGUAAGCCUCCAAAAUAAGACUCCUCACUCCAGUCCGGCCAUGGAACAUGGUAAUUUAACCAACCUACAUUCCCAUCAGAAACUCUUGAAUGACGCAAACGGGCAUGAAGAACACAUCUCAGGCGAUAUAAGCAAAGCGGAAGCAACACCUUUAAGGCCUAUCUCAGUGAAUCUCCUUGCUCAGGUAACCAGAACAGGAGUUGAUAGUGGGUACAAUACACACUGUGCAAAUGUCUCUAUGGACCUUGGAGAUGUCGAGAACAGUACUUGAUGGGGACGAAACAAGGCAGUGACACAUCUGAGCCCUGUCUUACAAAGAGUUGCAAUCGAUUUAAUCAACCACAACUAUGGAUGGCAAGCAA